Messenger RNA from Sesamum indicum (sesame), 862 nucleotides. RefSeq names its product auxin-binding protein ABP19a. NCBI's taxonomy places the organism in Eukaryota, Viridiplantae, Streptophyta, Magnoliopsida, Lamiales, Pedaliaceae. The record is from RefSeq and is a predicted model, not a curated record. Gene Ontology annotation, molecular function: manganese ion binding.
CUAUAUAAACCAACCAAAAGCAGAACUUUCCAUGCGAACCAUAGAACCAACUACGCAAGCAGAAAACAUGCUUAAAACAAUCCUACUAUCGUUCUUUCUCCUUGUCAUCACCUGCAAUGCUGCUGUGCAGGACUUCUGCGUGGGAGACCUCAAGGCUCCAGAAGGGCCGGCAGGUUACUCUUGCAAGAGCCCUGCUGAUGUAACAGUAGCUGAUUUUGUUUUCACAGGUUUUCGUGCUGCUGGGAACACCACCAACAUCAUCAAUGCUGCUGUUUCACCGGCAUUUGCAGCACAGUUUCCAGGCCUAAAUGGGCUAGGCCUCUCUAUCGCACGGUUGGAUUUAGCCCCUGGUGGCGUAGUGCCAAUGCACACUCAUCCCGGGGCCUCAGAGCUUCUGCUGGUGGUUCAGGGUUCCAUCGUCACAGGCUUCAUCUCGUCUGCUAACAAUGUUUACGUGAAGAAGCUUGUGAAGGGAGACAUAAUGGUUUUCCCACAAGGGUUGCUGCAUUUUCAGAUCAACGCUGGCGGGAGAACUGCUGUGGCUUUCGCAAGCUUCAGCAGCCAGAAUCCUGGGCUUCAGAUUACUGAUUUCGCACUAUUUGGAAACACGUUGCCUUCUUCCUUGGUGGAGAAGACCACAUUCCUUGAUGAUGCACAAGUGAAGAAACUUAAGGCUGUUCUUGGGGGCAGUGGCUAAGCCCUGCAAACAAUCAGACUAUUGUAUCAUUAAUUUUCUGUUUGGUUUGGUUUAGUUUGUUGUUUGGAACAAGAAUUUUUCUUACUGAUGUAAUGUAAUUUCCUAGAAUUCUGUCUUCCAGUUGGUUGCUUGAGAUUCAAUGCUGCAAAUUCCAAUAUUUGAGUA